Cotesia congregata is the source of this 447-nucleotide messenger RNA. NCBI's taxonomy places the organism in Eukaryota, Metazoa, Arthropoda, Insecta, Hymenoptera, Braconidae. The record is from the annotation of a GenBank genome assembly.
AUGGAAAAAAGCCAUUUUCCAAUGCAGAUGUUAACGCAUCAGACAUGCAAGCAGAAACUAUGCGUCAAGUGUGGUAAAGACCACGGCCCAAUUAAAGAAGGUAACAAGUGUGAACUAGAGAAAGCAGCGUUAAAAGAUAUUUUUUGCAUCAACUGCGGCCAAAAAGGUCACCCAGUGUCAUAUCCAGGAUGCCUAUACCUAAUUACAGCUCAAGAUCUUAAAAGACCAUUCGGCUGCCGAAAUGGAAAUCUUAUAAUCAAGCAGCUAGCUAUAAUCCUGAAAAUUUCCUUCCAUUACCAAGAACCAGGUUUGAAGAUAGACAAUCCUAUUGGAAUGAUACUCCUAACCAUAGGCCAGUGCAAAAAGAAAACCGUGACCAGUUUACCAAUCUCAACAGAGACAACCAGGACCUUGGCAAUAACUUCACACAAUGAGAAAGAUUGCUGA